Molecule: messenger RNA, 652 nt
Organism: Darwinula stevensoni
Lineage: Eukaryota; Metazoa; Arthropoda; Ostracoda; Podocopida; Darwinulidae
Source: the annotation of a GenBank genome assembly
CGUUAGGCUAGCCUAUAAUGUGGCAAAUCGCGACACUUUCUGUGUGUCGACUCCGCUGAAAGAAAGCCUGUCCAUCAUAGGCCUAUGGUGAGAAAAAGAGGGUGAAAAAAUGAGGGGCUCGGGUUCUCGGAGUUCCCUCAAUGGUAUCGUGUCGCCCCCGCCCGGCCCGCUCUCCGAGAUGGAGCACAUCAUCUCUGCCCUGGAGCGGGGGACCGUGGUCUACAAGUUCUACGUGAGGAAGAGACCCGAGAAAGGUCAACUCUCGAUCCGACGGGAGACCAGGCAGGUCAUCUGGAAGAAGGCGGUUCCAACCAGCACGGCCGGGUCUGGGAAAUUUGUCUUUGAUGGGGCCAUCGACAUGCACGAGUUAAAAGAAGUUCGAGUAACACGGUCCUCUAAAGAAUUUGACAGGUGGCAGGAUGAUACCAGACGAAAUGAUGCCCAGUGGCGCUUUGUCCUCCUCUACGGGAUGGAAUUCCGCAUGAAGACGUGUUCCCUGGUGGCCCUAACAGAGAGAGAGUGUCACAUGUGGGUGAAGGCACUGAGGCACCUGGCCGAGGACACACGCAAGGCCUCCUAUCCGCUGCAGCUGGAGCGGUGGUUACGCAAAGAGUUCUACUCCAUGGAGAAUCCCCAUGGCACUGUGUCUGUC